UUUGUGAACCCUAUAUUCUCCUUUGAGAAUCCAGCGGCUGCGCGAAGAUUCAUCCGCAACCAAUCGGAAGCAACGACGGAAUCCCCUUCCUUUCUGCAUCCCAAACCUCCGGUUUUAAGGGAGCAAAGGCAUGGACGCGAUGCACUGUUUCAUGUGCGCUCUUCGAAGCCAAACCUCGGUCUUCUUUAUGUUCUUCGAAUAGUUGGACACAUUUCCUUAAGGGAAAAUUUUAUCUCCGAGGUAAAUUACAGUUUCAUUCAUGACAAAGGGAGGUUCUAAGAAAAAUUUGAGGACCAUUACGAUUCUACCAGCAGAAUCACCGAGCAGCUGUGAAUGCUUUAAUUUAAUAUCUCUGCAGCUGCACUGUCAUAUCAUGAACUGCCAUUAAAACAUUGUUGGAUCCCUUGUUUAAUAACAAAGGGGAAUCAUCCAUAUAAUUCGAUAUGGCAGGCACACUGAAUGUGGUUAGAUUUGGAGGUGUCUCAAAUGCGAGCCAUGUUGGAAACACUUCAACACCAACCUGUCAUCCAGCUCAGAUGACGGAAGCUGUUGUCCUUUUCUCACUCGCUGUUCUAGGGAUGGGAGCCAACUUCUUCUUGAUGUUAUUGAUUAUAAUGAAAAAGCCGCUGAGGAGGUGGUCCCAAGGCCUGUUGUUCCAUCAAGGCUUAGUAGACUGUAUUCGAGCGAGUCUUCUAAUACCGUUGGGUAUCAGCGUUUUAACGUGUCAACGUAUGCCAAAAUGUUCUAUAGUAGAAACUGCUUUUUUGCUGUUAGUAACAGUGUCGACAGUCAACAUACUUACAUCCGUAAUAAAUGAUGCUCCUCUUCUACCAGAACAAACUGAUACAUCAAGCGGAGGAUCCGACGAAGGCUAUGCUGUCAACUCUGAGAACAAUCACAUAGUACUCGAUAGCCCGCAGUGUAUAAUAUUUGGCCUCUUUAUCAUAUGGUUUGCGAGUUUCACCAUCAAUUUAGGACCCACAUUUUUAAGUGGAGCUUUAUCGUCAGCAAGAGAAGGAGUAGGUCUUAUAGAUGCUUGCCCGAUGGUUUACGCUCCUGUCAGACACUAUGUUUUAAAUGUACUUUGGGUCACAGUUAAUGUUAUGUGUAUCCUCUUAACCGGAGUUCAUCUGAGAAAAUUAUAUCGAGAUUUAACAAAAUCAAAUUUGGAAGCUUUAAGAAUAGCAGGUUUGGUUACUACCAUGAUAUCUGUCAGAUCGGAGAGGGAUCUGUGUGAAUCUCAACAUAUCCAAAGCUAUAUAAACAGACUAGAGAAAGAAGGGAUCCGCAGAGUAAAGAUGUUUGUGGUUCUGUUGGUGGCUUACCUUUUAUUCUGGGGACCACUAUUCAUUGUUAUUCUGAUUCAACCUGGUGUCAAUGGUCCAUCUUCUUCGUAUGAAAUGUCCUUGCACGUUGCUUUUGCACACACGUUCGUCAAUCCGACACUACUGCUAGUCCUUCACAAGGAGCUAAGACACGCAUCGGCCAGCGUCAGCUGUUGUCAUUCUUUGUACGAGCCGGAGAUCGCAGAUAUAAGACUUGAGCCAAAUGCAGCUUGCAGACAAAACCGAAGUUAUAUAACGAAGGAGUCUAGCCCAAUCCGAAGUCUAGCUUUGAUACAGCAGGAACAGCAAGCUAUUGAUACAUGUGAGCUCUGAGUGUAUUGACAACUGCGUUGACGAUUCUUCAUCACUAUAACUACAUAAUCACAAACUGAAGUAAGAGAAGAUGAAGAGUUUAUGAAAUUGGUUGUUCAGCCAAUUUUCCUUCGUUAUAAUUCAUUACACGAUAUUCGUAUUCUGUACGUUUUAGAAAUAACAUGCGAAGAAUAAUUAUUCUAAACAAAGAUCCAAAAUUGAGAAAUAAAAUGAAAAGUAAAUCGAUGAAACUUCUCACAGCAAUGUUGGAAGAGGGACACUUACUUGGCAAUGCAUUCUGCAUUGCUCGUUAAAAUUAAAGGAUAUUGAUUGAAGUAAAAUUUUACUGUUACUUACUGAAAACUUAUUAAAAACUAUAUGUACAAAAGCAUUACUUAAUAUAAAUUACCAAGCGUUUCAGUAGAUUAAUCUUAAAAUAAUAAAUUUAAAGUUAUGGAUUUUUAAAAUGAUGGGAAAAUUAAUUUCCCUUUUUCGCAACAAAUCUUUCUAUAAUGGGGUGUAUGGUCACCUCUGACAGAAAUGCAAAACCUCACACCUUAAUUGCAUAGAUCUUACAGAAAUACUUAUCAAAUCUUGUGAAACUGAGUGCCAUUCUUAGGGAAGUGCAAUUUUCAAAUUCUGGAGUGUCAGGAAAGAAAUUAGUCUGCGGCAAUUUAGUGGCCUAAAGCAUCCCACUCAUGCUCAUUUGCGUUCAGAUCUGGUGAGUAAGCUACCAGUCUUUUCAAAUGAUAUCUUCAGUUUCGAAUUAGUCUGCCACCAGAACUGAUCGUCACGGACGAGUAUUGUCAUCGGCAGAACUUCUGAGUCAGUAGCAUACCUAAACAGCCUUAGAUAGGGUCUCAAUACCUCUCGUCCACAUAUCAGUUGACGGUUAUAGAUGGUCCCAUUCCUCUUGUCUCCAUUCAACACGAUAAUGACACUAGAUUAAACGGGCUCUAUUGGAAGAUGAAAUGAGUGUUAUCUGCAACCAACAUAAAUAUUUACACCACUGGGCAAAGGUUGAAUAUUUUAGUCAGUUAGCAUAUUUUUUCAGAUCAUCCUUUAAUUUUGACGAGCAGUCUUUGUUCUGCCAAAAACUUAAUGAAUAAUAAAAGUUCAUUCAAAAUAAGACUGUAUACUGUUGCAAGUAAACAAGUUAAUAAGAGUGGCUCUUGGCAGUAAAAUGCAAUAACGCAAAGAUACCGUGAAUGAAACAAAGAACUAUUCAA
Messenger RNA from Stegodyphus dumicola, 2866 nucleotides. RefSeq lists its product as uncharacterized. Gene Ontology annotation, molecular function: G protein-coupled receptor activity. The record is from RefSeq and is a predicted model, not a curated record. Gene Ontology annotation, cellular component: plasma membrane. Gene Ontology annotation, biological process: G protein-coupled receptor signaling pathway. NCBI's taxonomy places the organism in Eukaryota, Metazoa, Arthropoda, Arachnida, Araneae, Eresidae.